AUGCAGUCUCAGCAAGGUCAAAAUGGAAAUGCUGAUGUCGUGGGACUGGCAGAGGAGAUGCAAGGCCCCGUCAGGAAGCUGAACGACUGCGUUGAGAUGGUGUAUGACUUCCUUCUGAAGCUCAACCGUCGUCCGUUCAUCAAGCGGUUUCUGCGUAGCGACGAGAUCCAGCAGGAAAUUCAAGCAUGCGACAAGGCGCUUGGCGAUGCGAUGCAGAUGUUUAGCAUUUCAAUCCAACUAAGAAUCCUCAAAGAAUGUAAACGCCUCGCGAGAGAGACGCAUCUUGGCGUUGGGUACCAUGCGCAGGGGCACACUCCUCCACCUAUAUAUGCAUCUCCCUCGUCACAGACCCUACCCAUUUCCCUAGACCGCACCCCAAGGGUCGAGAUAUCAGCACUUCCUAAACCGCAUGACAUUCUCCCAGCGGUACCUGGGAUAAGCAGGAGUCCUCCAGCACAGAAUCCACCAUUAUCCGCACUCCAAUCCACACAAACACAAACUGACAACACUGUCUCACCCUCCGAUGCUCCGAUCUCCCCUCUCACUGAGCUUCAGGACCUUCACAUUGCCGAAAAUGCUUCUGACAGAGAACAAGAUCGUGCACUGUUCCACAGCACACUCCAACGUGCCAUUAGUGCUCGAAGGGACGACGAGGUGUUACAGGUACUAGAAGUGCGCCCUGGAGAGGUGCCCGAGGCACUAAAGGCGCUUCGGAGGGCUGAGGAAACUUUGAGAAGGGAAAGGGAGGCUAAUGCAAGACGAGGGGGAGACGUAAUUGACGAAGGCCUGGAGAGAGUGUUCAUGGAGACUGGGAUUGAGGCUAUGACGAGGAUGAGUAGCGUUGCCCUACAGAAGGCAAAGGAUCAAGAUGUGGAUGUUCCCUGGGAUUUACCACCUUGGACUAUUACCCGCUACGAAGUUGACCGCUUGACCAUGAUCGGUAGGGGCUCCUUCUCCAAAGUCUACCUUGGGAGCUGGUCUGGGCGGCGUGUCGCCAUCAAAGUCCUCUCGCUUCACACCCCUGCACCCCUCUUCAGGAAAGCGGUGGAGAUAUGGAGGAAACUGAAGCAUGAGAACGUGUUGAGAAUGUGGGGUGCGAGCAGCGCGCAAGGUGAACGACCGUGGUUCAUCGUGAGCGAGUAUUGUGGCGGCGGGAGUUUGGUGGGGUGGUUGCGAGAGAGGAAGGGGAGAGUUGGUGAAGGGGGCGCGUUGACUCCUCCGAGUGCAGGUGUCAAGGGUGAUGUGGAUCUUCUCCGGUGCAUGCACCACAUCUCGAAGGGGAUGAUGUACUUGCAUGAUCAGAAUGUGUUGCAUGAAGAUCUCAAGGCUUCGAAUGUGUUGGUUGAUGACAACGGGCGGUGUGUCAUCUCUGACUUUGGGCAGAGCGAGAUGAAGUGGGAGGCGUCAAGUGGGAGCAGGAAGCCCAUUAUCAACGGGACGUUACGCUGGCAAGCACCAGAACUACUCGAUGGACCCAUGAAGUUGUCGACAGCUACGGAUGUCUAUGCGUUCUCCAUCUGCUGCAUCGAGAUUCUUGGUAUGGGCGACCUUCCAUACGGACAUCGCGACGACAAGCUUGUUGCAUUCCUUGUCCAAUACCAAAACAAGCGUGCCGAGAUUCCCUCGACACCCAUCACUUCACUUGUGGAACCUCUCAUUCAGGAAUGUUGGGUUCGGGAUCCAGAGCAACGUCCUGUGUUUACACACAUUGCUGCGACGCUCAGGCGACUUCGUAAGCAUCACGGAGGGGUGGAGGAAUCUCCUAUCCCAGUGCAGGCCGAGCUGCUUUCGAAGGCUUUGUCAGAGGCGGCCUAUCACUCCCCAACCAUGCAUCCUCAAGAGCUACCAGAGACGUCUCCAUCUACCCUGCAAGAGGGUCAGGACAUGUUGGACAAUGACCAGGAUGCAAGUGUGGGAGACGAGUUUGGUACUGCGUCUGAGGAACCCUUCCAUCCAAUCGGACAGCCAUGCAGCAAUCCGUCGCAUCAUUGGGAACCUACCGUGGACGCUCAUACGGGGAAUAUGGAGAUGCCCGACAGCAGGUAUUCGGGGAUCGCUAUAUAUACGCCGUCUCGCAAAUUAUCUUUGGCGGAGAGUGAUUCGAUAAGUAGUGCCUCGUCGCAUCUCACGUCAAGUCCAGAACUUGAACACAGCGCGUUGGAGGAGGCUCGACAUCGUCGUCGUUCGCACCAUGUUGCCUUGGGGUACGAUUUGUCUCUGCCGAUGGAUGAGCAACUCGCAGAGAGGAGAAACGAGUUGCGGUUCAGAUCAUUAGCGCAGUCGUGUCAUGGGUUCCAUCAUUCCCUUACCUUACCACUUUGGUCACCUUCUCAUGUCGAGCUGGGUGCGGUGGGAUAUCUCUCUGCACCAAAAGGGGAGUUUAUCACGCUCUUCAACGCCAUGAAGCCCCACCAAACAGCGGGGAGCAAAAUCAUGAAUAUUCCUUCGUUAGGCGGAUACCUCGAGGGACCUAUUCCCAGAGGGCAGAAGUUUGAUUCGAUGCGCACGAUGAAGCAGAGGGGGCUUGAGCUCAUUUCCGGGUUGUUGACAUUCCCGCUGAUAGAUCGUGAUGGGUCAUAUUCGGAACGCAUUUCGAGGCGUCACCCGUUCCCCCUUCGAGCGGGUCAUAAGGCAGCAUUUAUUUAUUCGGAGUCAACGAUGUACCGAUUCAUAGAGGACCUCGCAGCACCAAAAGAAUGGUUCAAGGCUAAUGUCAAUGCCGUUGUCAAGGAGUAUGCUCCUUAUCAUCCCAUCCAAAAAGAAGACGUUAUUUUGGUUUUCGGUACUUUGUCUGCACCGGAAUAUGCGCUCUUCGUGAGCCACUCCCAUCCGAACGGCCAAGCUCAUUUCAACGUCUUUUCGGAUCGUCAGAGUGGUCGACCAUGGGGCACCUUCACCACAGAUACCGAGUACCCUUCUGAUGAGGGCGGGCCCUCGUACAUUGAGGAGAUACCCCGAAAGGCAGUGUUUGCGAGUAAAGUGUCGCCAGUGCGGUUGAAUGGUGGAUCUGACGACAAGGACUGGGACACGUUGGUGUUAGCCAGGCUUCGCUUCCCUACGGACGCGAUGGAGCCUACUUCGCAGUAG
Suillus bovinus is the source of this 3087-nucleotide messenger RNA. RefSeq lists its product as uncharacterized. The transcript has 11 exons. The record is from RefSeq and is a predicted model, not a curated record. Gene Ontology annotation, molecular function: protein kinase activity; ATP binding. Gene Ontology annotation, biological process: protein phosphorylation; cell surface receptor signaling pathway. NCBI's taxonomy places the organism in Eukaryota, Fungi, Basidiomycota, Agaricomycetes, Boletales, Suillaceae. The coding region runs from base 1 to 3087 and encodes 1028 amino acids.